Messenger RNA from Drosophila elegans, 2586 nucleotides. It is a transcript of the gene C1GalTA, whose product is annotated as glycoprotein-N-acetylgalactosamine 3-beta-galactosyltransferase 1. Gene Ontology annotation, molecular function: N-acetylgalactosaminide beta-1,3-galactosyltransferase activity. NCBI's taxonomy places the organism in Eukaryota, Metazoa, Arthropoda, Insecta, Diptera, Drosophilidae. Gene Ontology annotation, cellular component: membrane. The record is from RefSeq and is a predicted model, not a curated record. The transcript has 4 exons. The coding region runs from base 859 to 2028 and encodes 389 amino acids.
AAUUCACCAAUUGUUUUCCCCAAACAAUUAAAAACCCUUGUUAUUAUUAAUCUCUGAUCAUAUUGUUCUACUGAUAGAACAACUUUAAAAGGCUUAUUAAAAGUAUAUCAUAUAUACCAUGGGGAACUUUGAGUAUGUUUCCAUUGAUAAGGGAAUUCCUCGGAACAGGUUAGUCAAUAGAUCAACUUAUCAUGCCGACGAGACUUGACCCACAAAAUUUUAUUAAAAACCAUUGAAGCUAUCGCUUAGCACUUUCAACAUUCUGAGGCAAAUGAAUGAUAAUGAGUAAUUAUUGGUUUCAGAUAGCGUUAAGUAGUUGCUGAAUGAUAAGGGACGUCCAUGAUAUAAUGAACAAUCCAUGUGAUUCACCAAAAAUACUGAAAUACUGAAUACUGAAAUGCCUAUGCCAUUAUAUGCAUACAUGCAUUUGCAAGGCACUUUUUUUCCUGGUUUUCCUUACUGAUAAGUCUAGACUGCGACAAACAAAAGAGAACAAAACUGAGAACCGGCGGAAAAUGCAACUGCAAAUUGCUUAAAAAACUCUGCUUUUUGGUUGUCGGGCUGCAUUUAUUAACGAAGUGUCGACUCGUCCGGGUUCAGAACUGCAGCCAAGUUUGAUUUGUUUAAGCCCAAUCUGUUGUCGCAGCUGUUUUGCAUCCUCCUGCUAUUAUUAUUACCAAUAUUGUUAUUUGUCGAUGCAAACAAAAUCAUUAAAAAAUGUAAGGCGAAACCGUGGUGGAUUUCCCAGCUGAAGAAACGCAACCAAAGAAGCUGCCAGUCCUCAAAACGGCGCUCUGCCGACACUCACCCUGAAAGUUCCUCAUAUCCCCACACCAGUACACCCAAAACUAAAGCCAAAUGACUGCCAACAGUCUGCUAGGAAGGUCAUUACUCAAUGAAGGACGCUCGAAUAAGCGAUCGUUUGUGUCCCUGAUUGUGGGCCUGGUCGUUGGCUUCUGUCUGGCCGAGCUGUUCGUGUACUCCUCCGCGCCGGAACGCAGCGAGUUCAUGCCGUACGAUGGCCACCGGCACGGGGAUGUCAACGAUGCCCAUCACAGCCACGACAUGAUGGAGAUGUCGGGACCGGAGCAGGAUGUGGGCGGCCAUGAGCACGUCCACGAGAACUCGACCAUUGCGGAGAAGCUGUACAGCGAGGUGCGCGUGCUCUGCUGGAUCAUGACCAAUCCGAGCAACCACCAGAAGAAGGCGCGCCACGUGAAGAGGACGUGGGGCAAGCGGUGCAACAAGCUGAUCUUCAUGAGUUCGGCCAAGGAUGAUGAACUGGAUGCGGUGGCUCUGCCCGUGGGCGAGGGUCGCAACAAUCUGUGGGGCAAGACGAAGGAGGCCUACAAGUAUAUCUACGAGCACCACAUCAACGAUGCCGACUGGUUCCUGAAGGCCGACGACGACACCUACACGAUAGUGGAGAACAUGCGCUACAUGCUCUAUCCGUACAGUCCGGACACGCCUGUCUACUUUGGCUGCAAGUUCAAGCCGUAUGUGAAGCAGGGCUACAUGUCCGGCGGUGCCGGAUACGUUCUCAGUCGGGAGGCAGUGCGUCGCUUUGUGGUCGAAGCUCUGCCCAAUCCCAAGCUGUGCAAGGCGGACAACACGGGGGCCGAGGACGUCGAGAUUGGCAAGUGCCUGCAGAAUGUCAAGGUCCUGGCGGGCGACUCCCGCGACUCCAACGGACGAGGUCGCUUCUUUCCCUUCGUUCCGGAGCACCAUUUGAUCCCGGCGCACACGGACAAGAAGUUCUGGUACUGGCAGUACAUCUUCUACAAGACCGAUGAGGGCCUGGACUGCUGCUCGGACAACGCCAUAUCCUUCCAUUACGUCUCGCCCAAUCAAAUGUAUGUGCUGGACUAUCUGAUCUACCAUCUGCGACCGUAUGGCAUUAUAAACACACCCGAUGCACUGCCCAAUAAGUUGGCCGUGGGCGAACUGAUGCCGGUGCCCAAGGAGCAGCCAACGGAGAGUUCGAGCGAUGGGGUCUCUAAGAGAUCCGUCGAGACAAAGACACAAUAAUAGAGACAGUUGGGUACACUCUCAAUGUAUAUAGAUAGCAUUUGUAUAUAUUUAUAAAUAAUUGUGUACUCCCGCAUAUUGAAUCACUAUAAGCCAUUCUAUAGAUUGAAAAUAGAAAAAGGAACAUUUUUCUAUAUUUCAGAAAAAUAAGUUUUUGAGUGUAGCAUUGCCAUUACCAUUUCCAUUAACAUAAAUCUAUUUUAUGUCGUCCGGUCCUUUGAUUUAGUUGAACUUCCUUCACGUCUCAGAGAAAGGUUUCGUUUGGGCUCUAUUGCAGGUUCGUUCCUUUUGUAAAAAUACCAAACCUAGCUUUAAUUUAGAUUUGUUACUAUAGUUUGUAAUUAAGACUAGGUUGUACAAUUAUGAAGUCAUCACUAAUAGGGCGCGCACUCACGAUUUCUACUCCGGUUUUCCGUUAGCCACUUGCAUAUUUACUAUAAGUCGACUAGGUAAAUCUUAUAUAUCUCUUUUGUGAUUGAGAUUAUUUCGUAUUAUAGAUAUUAAUCUUCUACAAAUUUAAAUGUGUAUUAAUAAAAAGCAAAUGUAAUACAAAAGAAA